This is a messenger RNA of Blepharisma stoltei, 795 nucleotides long. The record is from the annotation of a GenBank genome assembly. NCBI's taxonomy places the organism in Eukaryota, Ciliophora, Heterotrichea, Heterotrichida, Blepharismidae.
AUGAUAGAUCAAGAAAUUUUAUCAAAUUGGCUUUUCAGCCUUUCAACCUCAGACCCGUUUAUUCUUUCACACUCUCAAACACAAAUUAAAUGCACACUUGAGCAGCUUAUCAAUCAACCAAUUUCUGCUCAAAAUUCAGACUUCUUCAAGAGUAUGCUUGAGCUGGCAUGCCAUAGUCUUGAAGAAACUUGCUACAAAUUGAAGCUAAUCGAGUGUAUUUCACUAUUACUUGAUUACUUUUUUAUCAACUCAUUUAACAACCUGACUUUUCAUUUUGAAGAAUUUUUGAAGUUCGGCCCAAACAUUGAUAACAGAUCAGUGUGUUCAAAAGACACUGCUUCUGAUAGUGAAAGCGUACUCCUCCAUAUUUAAAACAAUCAUAAAUUCAAUAUUUAUAUAAUAAUUAAAAUAUUAUUGCAUUUUCUAUUGGAAAAGUUAGAAAACGAAGUUCAAAUAAAAAUUCAAAGUGAAGUUUUGGAAACUGGAAAAGUCUUCCAGAUGGGCGAUGCCACAAUGAAAGUCAUUGAAGCAAAAGUCGGAGAAGGAGUUAUUUUGAACUGGGAGUUGCACAAUAAGCAAUUUCAAUUCAGAGUUUUGGAUAAUGAAAAUAAAGAAUUCAAAAUUGGAAGAAGCUCAGAUUGUCAUCUAAGAUUCAAAGAUGACUUCAAAAUGUCUAAACAUCACGCUUUAAUUCGAAAAGAAAAAAGUUCGUGGGUUUUAAGAGAUCAGGGAUCAAAAAAUGGCACUUGGAGGCUAUUAGAUCAUGAAAAGAAAUUUCAGCUACAAGUUGUGUAA